AUGUCCUUUGACCUGCAAGAGCUUCCUCAAGCUCUGAAAGGGUGUGUCUUUCAAAAUGUGCAAAAGGGUUUCAUAGCACAGACAGGUGAUCCAACCGGCACAGGAACUAGUGGAGAUUCAAUAUACAGAUUCCUUCACGGUGAUCAUAUGGACGGUACUUUUAUUGAUGAUAGAAAAAUACAUGUAGGUUUUAAUCAGAGUUCUUUCAAAAUUUGGCGUCAGGUCUGGAGGAAAGACUCUCAACAUGGUAAAGAUCAUGUUGCCAAAAGUCCCGAGAAGAGAGAGCUUCGUCGUCAUGGCAGUGAGAAGAUUCAUAGGAGAAGUUCUCAUGGUUAUGGUGAAGGCAGAAAACGACACGGAGAUGAACGUUAUACUGAAGACAAGGCAGGCAAGUACGAUGGUAGAAGACAAGAGUUCAGAGAACUGGAGAGGGUUUUCAAUGAUAAGUUGAGUAAGGAGAAGAAACUACAAAGAGAAGAGAAAGAGAUCGUAAGGAUGAUGAACACAGAAGAAAAAUAUGCCGCCAAGAAACGAGAGUGGGGAUUACAUCAUGUCCCGGCUCAUGAGAUAGGGCAGACGUAG
Arabidopsis thaliana (thale cress) is the source of this 582-nucleotide messenger RNA. RefSeq names its product Cyclophilin. The transcript has 4 exons. Gene Ontology annotation, cellular component: nucleus. NCBI's taxonomy places the organism in Eukaryota, Viridiplantae, Streptophyta, Magnoliopsida, Brassicales, Brassicaceae. The record is from RefSeq and is marked reviewed. Bases 1 to 582 code for a protein of 193 amino acids.